Guillardia theta CCMP2712 is the source of this 4398-nucleotide messenger RNA. RefSeq lists its product as hypothetical. Lineage: Eukaryota; Cryptophyceae; Pyrenomonadales; Geminigeraceae. Gene Ontology annotation, biological process: cilium assembly. Gene Ontology annotation, cellular component: centrosome; centriole; axonemal microtubule. The transcript has 19 exons. Bases 1 to 4398 code for a protein of 1465 amino acids. The record is from RefSeq and is a predicted model, not a curated record.
AUGGUCUUUGAUGGAACUAGAGGCGUCAGGGCGAUGGCAGCAGCCACUGAUGUCAAUCACUGUAGGUUUAUGGCAGAAGACUCUACGGAGGAGAGCUCGAUAGGAGAUAUCAGCGGAAACUUCAGCCCCGGGGGAAGCAAGUCAUCACUGGACUCCUCCUUCAGAACCAGAUCUCAUCACAAAGGAGAGUCAGAGGAGAGGACUAGCGUCGGAAAUCAUGGAGGAGCCAAGGGUGUUUUUGCCCCCAUGAAACCAGGGCAGUUUGCAGCGUCCCUAGGCUUCAAGCCUGUGCAUGUUUCUAAAGCAGUUGAUCCCCCGCGUGAAAAGCCGGCAGAAAAGACUGCGGAAGUUCGGUCGUCGCACCUUUCUAAGUCAAAGGAGGAGGACGAAAGCAAUCCGAGGAAACUACUCGUACAGACUCGAGAGGAGAAGCCAGUGCACCCAAGAGCUCCUAGCCCCUCUAUGGGAGAGAACGCGGUGGAAGAGGAAAUAGAAGUGUACGAAGACGACUGGGAUGAUGAUGAUGAUGAGCCAAACGACAACCAGAAAGCUCAAACAAAAGAAAACGAGAGCAAGGAGAAGGAACCACUAACGAGGCGCGCAGAGACUCUGGUAGAUACUUCGGUCGGUAAAGACUCGAGCAUUCCAGCACAGUUAUCAAACCAGACGGGAACAAGUGAGAUCACGAGACUGGGUCAGGAGAACAAAGAUUCACUAGCAAAGAAGACCGUUUUCCGAGAAUUAGAUUUUUCAGAGGCGCUGAAGGAUCAAUCUUACGCUACAGACUCGGAGACUGAAGAAGAGGAGAAACGAAAAUUCUUUGAAGAGGUCGCGAAGAUGGGACAAGUCGAUUACUCGGUGCUGAACCGAAAGCUCGAAGUUGAGAACAAAGAUAUUCAGGAAAGCAAAGAGCCCCAAGUCGAGUCCACGAAGGCAGGAGUUGGAAAUUAUCAGGAUGAUGUCAGGACAUCACAAGUGUCUGUGAAGGCGUCAUGGGCAGGAUACAACCUUGAAGAAACCUUGACGGAUUCGCCAGCAAAGCUUGCAGUGAGCGAAUCCACUUUGGCAAGCACUGAGAUUGUCAGCCUGUUGGCUGCAGCUGAAGCAAAUGAGAAGAUGGUCAUGGGCAAGGGCUUACACGAGCCGACUGCCUUGCAAGCUAAAGGGCGCCCUCAAGGUGUGAUAGAGGGGGAAGAGACUGAGGCGGCUCCUCGUCCGACGGGGCUGCAAGGUGACAUCUCGUGUAGUUCAUUGUGUAUGAGCAUCGCGUCCCGGCACGCGGAUGGUCAUCCCACGCCAACAGAGCCACAAGCGCCCAGUCGGCUCGAGAGCGUCAGUGAUGCGAUCUCAGAGCUUAUGGCAUCUGCGGAAGCCAAUGAAAAACAGUUCAUCAGCGGGAGCAAAGAUGAUAAAGAGCCCAAGCAUCUCCAGCCCAAAGACGACAGCCCCCGGCAGUCUGACAGCGACUGGGCGAGGGAGACGGAGAAGGAGAGAGAGAGGAAAGGCCUCAAGCCUCUGCCGGCUACUCUACCGCCAGGGUCCGAGAAGUCCAAGCUACUGCCGAGAUCAGAUCCCAAGCCGGUGUCUGCCUUUCUGAAACCUCCCCCUCGUCCCGGCCUCAAGGAUGUCCAAGCCGGGAAGAGCGCGAAGACUCUGCCGCCGCCGGUCCCUUCCAUAUCACCUGCCAAGGGUCUGAGCAAAGGCUCGACUAAGGCGCAGCAGGAGGCUGGUAGGGAGACGAGAGCUGGACGGAAGGAGGCAGGAGGGAGCACAAGCAAGGUGUCACGGGAAGGGGAUGGGUCGAGCGAGAGCUUCCGUGUGACAGUUGAAUGUGACUCUGGUCAAGGAAACAUUCAAAGUCAAGGCUCCAAAAUAGACCCAUCGAGUUCGAUUCAAGUGAGUAUUUCGAAACCUGAAAAAGGCAUGUCUAUCAAGAGCGAGGAGGCACAAACAGUCGCCAUCCUGCCUCUGAGCUCACAAGUCAGGAAAGAGGAUCACGAGAAGAUGAUCAAAGAGUAUGAGGGUGCGCUUGAUCAGCUCAGAAAGCAGCAUGCCGAUCGCAUCCGGGAGAUGGCGGAGCUACAUGAUCGCAUGAGGGAUGCUGCAAUUAUGUUUCUUAUCUCUGGUUUCAGAGUGGAAGAACUUGAGGCAAUGGACAUGGUAAAGGCUGUCGCCAAAGGCGGAAAAAUUCCUGCAAGCAUCACAGAGGAAGAUAGAGAGAGACUCGAGAAGGCAAUUCGGGAGCAGGAGGUUCUUCUUCAGGCCUAUCAGAAGGAAAAUGAACGGAUAACUGGUGAAUGCAAAUCGCUGCAGGCUCAGGCCAGAGAAAAGGACCACAGCGCCUUUCUUGAGAAUCAAAAGCUCAAUCAACAGAUCAAAUUCCUUCAAGAAGAAACGGAAAGAGUGAUUCGUCGGAGUUCUGGGCAGGCCGGCGAUCUUGCCUCCAAGCUAGAAGUGGCAAAGGUAGUCGAAGAGCUUGAAGCAGAGCGCAGACAGAAUUUGCAGCAGCAGCAAGAACUGAAAUUUGAAAUUGAUCGGUUGAGAAAAGCCAAGAAAGAGUUAGAAGGAAAACUGGCAGGGGUGGACUUAAACAGGCUGGUGGAGCAUGAGAACGAGGUGGCACAGCUGCAAUCUUUAUUGAAGAGAGAAAGAAUGCAGUUCGACCUUGAGAAGACAGACCUCAUGGCGCGAAUCCAGUGGUACUCGGAAAAUCAAGAAAUCAUUACAAAGAACGAUCAGUUGCUGAGGUCUCAGGAGAGGGAGAUAGAACUUGAGAACAGUGGAAUGAAGGGAGAAUCCAAGCUUGUGAAGAACUUGAAGAAGAAGAUCUCCGAGCUGGAAAAGGAGAAGAGGGAGAGGGAGCAGGAGCCCAACAUUGUCAAGGAUCUCAUCAGAGCCGCACAGCCGAGUGCAGAGGAGAUUGAAGUCGUGCAGGAUCUUCAGCUCAAAGUAAAAAGUCUUGAGCAAGAGAUCGAUGAGAUGCAUUCUGAUACCGAAAAACGAAUCCGUGUUCUGCGACAAGAGACAGAAAAUGCAAGAACUGCGUAUGAGAAGAGAAUAGCUUCUCUGCAAACGACGAACAAGGAGCUCAGCAACAAGCUUCUGUUGAAACAAGGGGGCAAAGAAGCGAGUCUCUCCAAGAAGGAGGUUGACAAACAGAUGUCUGACGUUCGUACUUUCUAUCAAAAAAAGAUAAAAGAUCUCGAGAAGCAGCUUGAAGACGCGAAUCGAGCUAUUCAGAGGCAGAACGCCCCAGGAAGAUUGUUGAAUCAGGAACAGCGAAAGCAGAUCGAAGCGAACGAAGAGAAAGUCCUGAGAACAAGUCAAACGAUACAGGAUCCCAACACGAAAGCAAAGUUGAAGGAGGCGUCUAGCACAGCUCCUGAAAAGGACAAGCAACACAAGGACGACAAUCAAGUUCCUGAGACCCUCCCGCCGAAUGAUCCUCAAGAAAAGUUUCGUGAUACGAGACAACAGGAAGAAUAUCAAGCUGGUGGAAUAUCCACAGAUCGAGCGGUCAAAGUCGCAUGGGGAGCGAGCUCUACCGCAGCAGAGCACAAUAUAGACACUCAAGCAGCUUCUGGACAUGCUGAAGCAGACUUCAAGGACCGGAGAAUUCAACAGCUGGAAGAACAGCUCAAGAGCUUGCAAUCCUUUCCACGGGAACUCGCAGGAGGCAUGUAUCCUGAGUACAUGCAGGCGUUGUUCUCCGAUCCUUCCAUGAACACAAUGAGGUAUCAGAUGAUGAUGAUGCAGCAAAAGCUGAAGGAAAGCGAACGAGCAAGAGAGGUCGCUGAGCUGACUCUGCAUGCGGUGGAGCAGAGCACGAAGUCGGUGGUCGAGCAGGCGCAGGGCGAAGCUCAAAGGCGCAUCGAAGAUCUGCUGAAGCAGCUCAGCUGCACUCGGCAGGCUCCUUCCGCUCCCCAGGGCUCCGAUCACCCGACACACUCAGACUCGGUGGAGCUUCCUCCGCAGCCCCGAGAGCGUCCCGACCAUGUGCCCGAGAGCUCAGUGGAGCUGCUCGACCUUCGCCAGAAGGUUGUCGAGCUCGAAAGGAUGGUCCGAGGGAGUGGAGCAGCGCAGGAGAUGACGCCGUUAAAGAGUUCAAGCUCGCAGCAGAUGGAGUUCAAAGUCAAAAAGCAAAAAGAGCUUGAGAGGAUGGAGGAGCGACUGGCUGAGCUUGAGGAGAAGCAUCGGAGAAGAGAGAAAGAGCUCGAGACUCUGCUACUGCAGGCGCAGUUCUCCAGUCGGUCGAGUCAGGCGAAGUUGGAGACGGAGAUCGAGAACAAGAACAAGCAGAUCUCACACUUCCGUGACGAGGUGGAGGACAUGAUGAUGGCGAUAGAGGCAUUGCGGAACGAGAGGUCGAAGGCAGCCACUCCCAAAGUCAAGAUGUAG